Asparagus officinalis (garden asparagus) is the source of this 1588-nucleotide messenger RNA. Its product is annotated as tubulin beta-2 chain-like. Gene Ontology annotation, cellular component: microtubule; cytoplasm. Bases 1 to 1344 code for a protein of 447 amino acids. The transcript has 3 exons. The record is from RefSeq and is a predicted model, not a curated record. Gene Ontology annotation, biological process: mitotic cell cycle; microtubule cytoskeleton organization. NCBI's taxonomy places the organism in Eukaryota, Viridiplantae, Streptophyta, Magnoliopsida, Asparagales, Asparagaceae. Gene Ontology annotation, molecular function: GTP binding; structural constituent of cytoskeleton; GTPase activity.
AUGAGGGAAAUCCUCCACAUCCAAGGGGGCCAAUGCGGGAACCAGAUCGGCGCCAAGUUCUGGGAGGUCGUCUGCGCCGAGCACGGCAUCGACUCGACCGGACGAUACACCGGAGACGCAGAUCUGCAGCUCGAGCGCAUCAAUGUGUACUACAACGAGGCGAGCUGCGGCCGGUUCGUGCCGAGGGCGGUGCUGAUGGAUCUGGAGCCGGGGACGAUGGAUUCGAUCAGAUCCGGGCCGUAUGGCCAGAUCUUUAGGCCCGAUAACUUUGUCUUUGGCCAGUCCGGGGCUGGGAAUAACUGGGCCAAGGGGCACUACACUGAGGGCGCGGAGCUCAUUGAUUCGGUUCUUGAUGUCGUGAGGAAGGAGGCCGAGAAUUGUGAUUGCUUGCAAGGAUUCCAAGUAUGUCACUCCCUUGGAGGUGGAACAGGAUCGGGGAUGGGAACCCUGCUCAUCUCAAAGAUCAGAGAGGAGUACCCUGAUCGUAUGAUGCUCACAUUCUCAGUCUUCCCUUCUCCCAAGGUCUCAGACACGGUGGUGGAGCCUUACAACGCAACCUUAUCAGUUCACCAGCUCGUAGAGAAUGCUGAUGAGUGUAUGGUCCUGGACAAUGAAGCUCUCUAUGACAUCUGCUUCAGGACCCUCAAGCUCACAACGCCCAGCUUUGGAGACUUAAAUCAUCUGAUUUCUGCAACAAUGUCUGGAGUAACCUGCUGCCUCAGGUUCCCUGGUCAGCUGAACUCUGACCUCCGCAAGCUGGCUGUCAACCUCAUCCCUUUCCCUCGUCUUCACUUCUUUAUGGUGGGUUUUGCUCCGUUGACCUCCCGUGGCUCCCAGCAAUACAGAGCUCUGACAGUACCCGAGCUCACUCAACAAAUGUGGGAUGCCAAGAACAUGAUGUGCGCUGCUGACCCAAGACACGGUAGAUACCUAACAGCCUCAGCCAUGUUCAGAGGCAAAAUGAGCACCAAAGAAGUCGAUGAACAGAUGAUCAAUGUCCAGAACAAGAACUCUUCGUACUUUGUUGAGUGGAUUCCUAACAAUGUGAAAUCGACUGUUUGUGAUAUUCCUCCCACUGGGUUGAAAAUGGCUUCGACUUUCAUUGGGAACUCGACUUCGAUUCAGGAGAUGUUCAGGAGGGUAAGUGAGCAGUUCACUGCUAUGUUUAGGAGGAAGGCUUUCUUGCAUUGGUAUACUGGGGAGGGUAUGGAUGAGAUGGAGUUUACCGAGGCUGAGAGUAAUAUGAACGAUUUGGUUUCGGAAUAUCAGCAGUAUCAGGAUGCGACUGCUGAUGAAGAAGAGUAUGAGGAUGAGGAUGUUGGAGAAGAGAUGUAUGAGCAGUGAGUUCCGCCCGCUGCUGCAACUUCCUGUUGCCAGUUUAUGCUCCGAGUAUUAUUACUUCGUAUUUGUUGUUGGAAGUUGUUGUAUGGGCUACAAUUUGCUUGCUCUGUUCUGUUCUGUUCUGUUCUUAGUUUAGGAUAUUGGUAUGUCAUGGGAAUAUAUAUGUUUUGACUUUGGUGUAUGACUUCUUAUUUCUUCUAUUAUGAGUGAGAUGGUUUCUAGUAUGGUUUAUGCUGUUGGAUUGGCA